AGGAACUCGCAAGCUGAAGAAUCUGAAUCUCCAAUCGGUGCAUUUUUCGACCCCGAAGUCCACCCACUAUUCCGCCCCAGCUUCGCUUUCUUGAUGUUGAUCAACUACAGCUUACAUAUUAUCCUCCGUUGAACCGGAUCAUAUAAAUUGUGGUCGUAGAACUAGAAAGCUGCAUGAGUGUAGUACGUAGUGUCACUCUGUAGAUACAAAUGAUUGCAAGAAUGUCGCUUGUGGCAUACUCGUGGAGGUAGACCGAGUCGUGUACCACUUACUGUGGCCAAAGAAACCAAACCCGUCUUGUGCCGCGACGCUGCUUGACCAAUAAAGUAGAGGCCUUCACAUGGUAGACGAAAGUGCUGGUGGUCGUUCGACCGACGAGGAUGUUGCGGCGCAGCAGAAGCUGCCGCAGCACCGUGAACAAGAACUGCUCUCAGGCGAGCGAGUACAGGAAGUAGAAGAAGAAGCUUCGUUGCAAGAAGAGGAGGAGCUGUAUGAGCUUGGCCAGGGUGACAAGGAUUUUUCGAAUCACAACGUCCACCUCCUCGUCAUCCAGGCGGACCGAUAUCACUGGGCCGAGAUUUUCCGCGGUACAAAGCUAGCGGAUGGUCGUGGGGUUCACGUCACCCAGUGCGGUUGGGACGAUCUGGAUGUGACUAGCGAGCCCUACGACCACGAGAAUGCGUCAUUCGCAGCCAGCAGAGCCACGUCGUUCCCGCCCACUGGAGCGAUGCAAGGGACAACGACAAACACGACACGUGCCAUUGCACCAAACAAGGGGUUGCUACUGCAUCACACGAAAACGGGGAAAAUGAUUUCUCCUCCGCCCGACUUUGUGUUGAUUCGCAACGAAGUUCGCACGUCGCACGAAGAUCACCGGAACAAGCUGUUCGGGCUUUUCCACUACGGCGGCCUCGAAACUGUGAACAGUCUCCGCUCCGUUUACUCCUUCCUGGAGAGGCCCGUGGUGUUUGGCGAACUUGUGCAGCUCCAACGGAAGGUAACCAGGUGGCAGGCUAUGGUGGCAGAGGCGGGAGGUGAACUCCAGCAAAGUACUUCGUCAACUGGCUUUGUUGGUCCUGGAGGGUCAAAAAACUUUUACAAUGCCUCAAAAACGAGUGCCGCAGCUCAUUCAAAUAGCCCGGGAUUGUCACGCCGGAGCAGCCGACCAAAUUCGCCCGGCUCGACGUUGGAGCAGAACUUCCUCCAGCUCUCGUCGAACAAUAACAGAAGCCUGUCGCCUGAGCCAGUUGUGGGCACCGCAUACUCUUCUCCCGGAUCCGCCCCGGGACAACUCUUCCGCAGCAGUAAAAAUAGUAGCUCUUUUGCUGCAACCAUGACUGCCACUGCCACUUCGGAUCAGAAGCCCGCCGUGGUGAUCAAAACACAGUCUGGCGACACGAUUAUUCGCAUUCCGCCGCAGGAAAAGAUCCGCAAAUCGUUGAUGCGGAAGCAGUAUCAAAUGUAAAAAUGUCUGGGUCUGGAAGAAUGCAGCUUGUCAUGCUAAAUCUGAAACAAGCAAGAAUCUGUGUUGCUGUUGCAUAAUUACCAAAAGUCGCCCAGUUUUGACCAAGUCGGGAGGGGGUUUGUUCUCAUGCAGGAUAGGCAUGAGAGAGGUCGCGCAGAAUCUGUCAUGCUAGGUCCUGCAUUCCAGACCUCAUGGGUCAUGGAAAAGCUGCAUGAAUCUGAGGGGACUAAUCUGAGGGGACUAUUUAUCCCUCUCGGAAUUCGGUCGUGAGGAAGGGUGGCCGGGGUCUUCCUGUCAGCUUCGCUUGCGUCGCGGCAGUGAAGUUUGUGAAAUCGAGGGAAGUGGUUGGCAGAGGAUUUGGGUCGGUGUCUGAAAAGAUCCUUCCCGUUCUCGCCUGCGGAUUUUUGAUCGUUGAUCAUUUUUCUGUAGGUCAAUGCCACCCUCGAUUCUUCACCCCCAGGGGGUUGGGGUCCCCUCUUCCAAUGUGUAUUGGUUGAGGACUGCCCCCUUCAUCCUAAGUGCCAUCAGCCAUGGUAUCUGGAAAAGCUGCAUGACAAGUCGCUCACUCUUCCAGACCCAGACACUUUUACAUUUGAUAAGCAGUUUGAAAGCCUGCAGUUCCGGCACUGCGCGUUCCAGCCGCAUGUCCGGGUCUCCUCCACCACAACGGUGUCGACCUCUACGACCACCACUAACCCCCUCACCGCGCUCGGGGGUCCUCGGGAGAACGUGCAGUUUCUGAAGCAAGAGCAAACCACGCAGACGUCGACGUCCGCAGCUAGUACCGGAACCACAAAUCCAAAUGCUGUUGCCUUCCCUACUACAGCGGGAGGUGGCUUUUUCCAGUCACAAGGAGAACAACAGGGAGAGCAAACUUCUUUCCCUUUGUCUUUUAACCAGCAAGUGCUUGAGGUCGAACACCUGAUCAGCGACGAGGAGCUGCGGGAACUGUAUAAGUGCGGGUUUCCGCUGGUGCAGCAGUCCUUUUUCAGCACGCACCACGCCCGCGGCUUCUUCUACGGCAACGCGUUCCCCGCUGUGGCAAAGAUAGGAGGCGUCCAUGCCGGUGACGGGAAGAUGCUGCUCGAGGACCACCACUCCCUGGAGGAUUUCCGGUCUGUGCUAAAGAUACGAGACUGGACAUAAACUCCACCUUCUGCCCCGCAUUUGAGAGGACGCAUCAAAUAAAGCUGCAGCAGAGACCAGGGCAGAGAAAGAGAUGCAGCCUGCUGUGCAUCACGAGUCUAGGCAUAAAAAAAUCUAGUAUAAUUGUUUGGGGUUCUUCGCAGCAGCUUGAUUCGAUGUAGUGCUGCAAAGCGAUAGCUGAAUGAUCUGGAGGAAAAGGUAAAGUAAUCGCAUUCUUGCAUGAUCCUAGAUUUUGGUUUCCUGCGUGCGCAGCUGCUUGUGGCAACGCGUCAACAAAGGACUUCGAGGAUCUUCGUGGCGCAGUCCUCACUGUCAGUCUCAGUGUCUGGUCCUGGUGUGGGUGUCUGUGCGACUGUUGUAUGCAUGACAAAUAAAAGAAGACGAGAAGAGGGUGGAAAGUAGUUGUGCUCUUUGAUAGAAGAUGUGCGGCGGACACUACUGCACGGUGGAACCGUAUGUUGCCGACACGGCCUUCGAUGUGCGAAUUCAGGUCCUCGAUCAGGGCCGCCACAUCCGUUGCUUCCGCAAAGUUUCUGCGUCCGGGCACUGGAAAGCCAACGUGGGGCUCAGCAAAGUGGUGGAGCUCGGGGUCGUGGGGGCCAGCGAAGAGGUCCUCGCCGCAGGUGGUGGCGCUGCUCGGGCGGAAGUAGAUGACUAUGCGGCGCCGCAGUCGGAAAUCCCGCUCCGCUACCUGGCCUGGGGAAAAUUGGUGGCAACGGAGCUGUUCGGAGGACUGGAUAUCUGCACGAUUGACCUCGUCGUGGGCGAAGAUGACCAGGAAUACAUCCUGGAGGUGAACGGCACCUCGUCCGGCUUUUUUCCGGGGCGCGCAAACGAAGACAACAAGGUUGUGCGGGAUCUCGUAGUGCGACGCAUGAACCAAGUCUUCUGCGGCAAAGAUGAACAGGGCAUGUGGUGAACAGAAUUGCUAGCGCUGCGGUUUGCAUUUGUACUUGUUUGUUUUCUCCCGUUCAUGUUUCUUUCGGGAGAGAAAGUAAUCGAACGACGUGCGAAGAUGCCUGUCUUCAGUCUUUCGCUAUUUUUAGGUACUUGUUAGUGCAUUAUUUGGUGGUUUCAUGUUCAUCAGUAUACAGAAGUUUCUUCAUGUGCUUCACAGAAGCGAAUUCUCGCG
Messenger RNA from Amoebophrya sp. A120, 3743 nucleotides. The record is from the annotation of a GenBank genome assembly. NCBI's taxonomy places the organism in Eukaryota, Dinophyceae, Syndiniales, Amoebophryaceae.